Messenger RNA from Microtus ochrogaster (prairie vole), 4877 nucleotides. RefSeq names its product DCC netrin 1 receptor (gene Dcc). NCBI's taxonomy places the organism in Eukaryota, Metazoa, Chordata, Mammalia, Rodentia, Cricetidae. Gene Ontology annotation, biological process: cell-cell adhesion. The record is from RefSeq and is a predicted model, not a curated record. Gene Ontology annotation, cellular component: membrane. Gene Ontology annotation, molecular function: protein binding.
AAGCCUAAGGGGCUCGGCGCGGGUGUGUGCAUGUGUGCAUGUGUGUGUGAGUGCAUGAGUGUGAGUGCCACCGCUGCCCAGGACCCCCGGCCCCGAAGGUGUUCGCUGAAAUAUGGAGAAUAGUCUUGGAUGUGUUUGGGUACCCAAGCUGGCUUUUGUACUCUUCGGAGCUUCCUUGCUCAGCGCGCAUCUUCAAGUCACUGGUUUUCAAAUCAAACCUUUCACGUCUCUUCGUUUUGUGUCUGAACCUUCUGAUGCUGUCACAAUGCGGGGUGGGAACGUCCUGCUCAACUGCUCUGCAGAGUCUGACCGAGGAGUUCCGGUCAUCAAGUGGAGAAAAGAUGGCCUCAUCCUAGCCUUGGGCAUGGAUGACAGGAAGCAGCAACUCCCCAAUGGCUCUCUGUUGAUCCAGAACAUACUUCAUUCGAGACACCAUAAGCCAGACGAAGGACUUUACCAGUGUGAGGCAUCCUUGGGAGAUGCUGGCUCAAUUAUUAGCCGUAUAGCAAAAGUUGCUGUAGCAGGACCACUGAGGUUCCUUUCCCAGACAGAAUCUAUCACAGCCUUCGUGGGAGAUACAGUGUUACUCAAGUGUGAAGUCAUUGGGGAACCCAUGCCAACAAUACACUGGCAGAAGAAUCAACAAGACCUCACUCCACUCCCAGGAGACUCCCGUGUGGUGGUCUUGCCCUCGGGAGCAUUGCAGAUCAGCCGACUCCAGGCAGGGGACAUUGGAGUCUACCGAUGCUCAGCUCGGAACCCAGCCAGCAUAAGAACAGGAAAUGAAGCAGAAGUUCGAAUUUUAUCAGAUCCAGGGCUGCAUAGACAGCUAUAUUUUCUGCAAAGACCGUCCAACGUAGUUGCCAUUGAAGGAAAAGAUGCUGUCCUGGAGUGUUGUGUUUCUGGCUACCCUCCGCCAAGUUUCACCUGGUUACGGGGCGAGGAGGUUAUCCAACUGAGGUCUAAAAAGUAUUCAUUGUUGGGUGGAAGCAAUUUGCUCAUCUCUAAUGUGACAGAUGACGACAGUGGAACCUAUACUUGUGUUGUCACAUAUAAGAAUGAGAAUAUUAGUGCCUCUGCAGAGCUCACAGUUUUGGUUCCACCAUGGUUUUUAAAUCACCCUUCCAACCUCUAUGCCUAUGAAAGCAUGGAUAUUGAGUUUGAAUGUGCAGUUUCUGGGAAGCCUGUGCCCACUGUGAAUUGGAUGAAGAAUGGAGAUGUGGUCAUUCCUAGUGAUUAUUUUCAGAUAGUGGGAGGAAGUAACUUAAGGAUCCUUGGGGUGGUGAAGUCAGAUGAAGGCUUUUAUCAGUGUGUGGCUGAAAACGAGGCUGGCAAUGCCCAAAGUAGUGCCCAGCUGAUUGUCCCCAAACCUGCCAUUCCAAGCUCCAAUAUCCUUCCUUCUGCUCCCAGAGAUGUGGUCCCUGUCUUGGUUUCUAGUCGCUUUGUCCGUUUGAGUUGGCGUCCACCUGCAGAAACAAAAGGAAACAUUCAAACCUUCUCAGUCUUCUUCUCCAGAGAGGGUGACAACAGGGAGCGAGCUUUGAACACAACCCAGCCCGGGUCCCUUCAGCUUACUGUGGGGAAUUUGAAACCAGCAGCCAUGUACACCUUCAGAGUUGUUGCCUACAACGAGUGGGGACCGGGGGAGAGUUCUCAACCCAUCAAGGUGGCCACUCAGCCUGAGUUGCAAGUUCCAGGGCCUGUAGAAAACCUGCAUGCUGUAUCUACCUCACCUACCUCAAUUCUUAUUACAUGGGAACCCCCUGCCUAUGCAAAUGGUCCAGUCCAAGGCUAUAGAUUGUUCUGCACGGAGGUGUCCACAGGGAAAGAACAGAAUAUAGAGGUUGAUGGACUAUCUUAUAAACUGGAAGGCCUGAAAAAAUUCACGGAAUAUACUCUCCGGUUCUUAGCUUAUAACCGUUAUGGGCCAGGAGUAUCUACCGAUGAUAUAACAGUGGUUACACUUUCAGAUGUGCCCGGCGCCCCACCGCAGAACAUCUCACUGGAAGUGGUUAAUUCAAGGAGUAUCAAAGUAAGCUGGCUUCCUCCCCCAUCAGGAACACAAAAUGGAUUUAUUACUGGUUAUAAAAUUCGACACAGAAAGACCACCCGCCGGGGUGAGAUGGAAACACUGGAACCAAAUAACCUCUGGUACCUGUUCACAGGAUUGGAGAAAGGGAGUCAGUACAGUUUCCAAGUGGCGGCCAUGACUGUCAAUGGCACUGGACCACCUUCCAACUGGUACACAGCGGAGACCCCAGAGAAUGACCUAGAUGAGUCUCAAGUUCCCGACCAGCCAAGCUCCCUUCAUGUACGACCCCAGACAAAUUGCAUCAUCAUGAGUUGGACUCCUCCUCUCAACCCAAACAUUGUGGUGCGAGGUUAUAUUAUUGGAUAUGGCGUUGGCAGUCCUUAUGCUGAGACAGUGCGUGUGGACAGUAAGCAGCGGUACUAUUCCAUCGAGAGAUUAGAGUCAAGUUCUCAUUAUGUAAUCUCCUUAAAAGCUUUCAACAAUGCAGGAGAAGGUGUACCUCUUUAUGAAAGUGCCACAACACGCUCCAUAACAGAUCCCACUGACCCCGUUGACUAUUAUCCUUUGCUUGAUGAUUUCCCCACCUCGGGCCCAGACGUCUCCACCCCCAUGCUCCCACCAGUAGGUGUACAGGCUGUGGCUCUUACCCAUGAGGCUGUGAGGGUCAGCUGGGCAGACAACUCUGUCCCGAAGAACCAAAAAACAUCCGACGUGCGGCUUUACACUGUCCGGUGGAGGACCAGCUUUUCUACCAGUGCCAAGUACAAGUCAGAAGACACAGCCUCUCUCAGCUACACAGCAACGGGCCUCAAGCCUAACACGAUGUAUGAGUUCUCGGUCAUGGUGACGAAGAACAGAAGGUCUAGCACAUGGAGUAUGACAGCACACGCCACCACCUACGAGGCUGCCCCGACUUCUGCUCCCAAGGAUUUGACAGUCAUAACUCGAGAAGGGAAGCCUCGGGCUGUCAUUGUGAGCUGGCAGCCUCCCUUGGAAGCCAAUGGGAAGAUCACUGCUUACAUCUUGUUUUAUACCUUGGACAAGAAUACACCAAUAGAUGACUGGAUUAUGGAGACUAUAAGCGGUGAUCGGCUGACCCAUCAGAUCAUGGAUCUCAACCUUGACACCAUGUACUACUUUCGAAUUCAAGCACGGAAUGCGAAAGGCGUGGGGCCCCUCUCCGAUCCUAUCCUCUUCAGGACUUUGAAAGUGGAACACCCUGACAAAAUGGCUAAUGACCAAGGUCGUCAUGGAGAUGGAGGUUAUUGGCCAGUUGAUACUAACUUGAUUGAUAGAAGCACUCUCAAUGAACCACCCAUCGGACAGAUGCACCCCCCGCAUGGCAGUGUCACUCCUCAGAAGAACAGCAACCUGCUUGUGAUAACUGUGGUCACCGUGGGCAUCCUCACAGUGUUGGUCGUGGUGAUCGUAGCUGUGAUUUGUACCCGGCGCUCUUCAGCCCAGCAGAGGAAGAAACGGGCCACGCACAGUGUGAGCAAGAGGAAGGGCAGUCAAAAGGACCUCCGACCUCCUGACCUUUGGAUCCAUCAUGAAGAAAUGGAAAUGAAAAACAUUGAGAAGCCUUCAGGAACUGACCCUGCAGGAAGGGACUCCCCCAUCCAGAGCUGCCAAGACCUCACACCAGUUAGCCACAGCCAAUCAGAAACCCAGAUGGGAAGCAAAAGCGCCUCACAUUCAGGGCAAGACACCGAGGAAGCAGGGAGCGCCAUGUCCACUCUGGAGAGGUCCCUUGCAGCACGCCGAGCAACCAGAGCAAAGCUAAUGAUUCCCAUGGAAGCCCAGUCCAACAAUCCUGCUGUCGUCAGUGCCAUUCCUGUGCCAACACUAGAAAGUGCCCAAUAUCCGGGAAUCCUCCCAUCUCCCACCUGUGGAUACCCCCAUCCGCAGUUCACUCUCCGGCCGGUACCAUUCCCAACACUGUCUGUGGAUCGAGGUUUUGGAGCAGGAAGAAGUCAGUCUGUGAGUGAAGGACCCGCUGCUCAACAGCAGCCCAUGCUGCCCCCAGCUCAGCCUGAACAUCCCAGCAGCGAAGAAGCACCCAGCAGAACGAUCCCCACAGCCUGUGUCCGACCAACUCAUCCGCUCCGCAGCUUUGCCAACCCUUUGCUACCUCCACCAAUGAGUGCAAUAGAACCAAAAGUCCCUUAUACACCACUUUUGUCUCAGCCAGGACCUACUCUGCCCAAGACUCAUGUUAAAACAGCCUCUCUUGGGCUGGCUGGAAAGGCAAGGUCCCCUUUGCUUCCUGUGUCUGUGCCAACAGCCCCUGAAGUGUCUGAGGAGAGUCACAAGCCAACAGAGGAUCCAGCCAGUGUGUAUGAACAGGACGACCUGAGUGAGCAAAUGGCAAGUCUGGAAGGGCUAAUGAAGCAACUUAAUGCCAUCACAGGUUCAGCUUUUUGACACAUAUUGUGGAAGCAUUGAGGUUUUCCGGGAACUUUACAGCAUACCAAGUAUCCAUAAACAGCACACCCAUGUCCAAAAACUCUAACCAGUGUACAGGUCAACCGUCAGGACCACUCAGUUAAGGAACACCUGAAGCCGUUCAAAAGGAAUCAGCAUCCUAUCCUACAUGGACAUCAGGAACUGGACAGGGAUGGCCAUGAGGUCCCUAAGCAAAAGCAAAGAUGCAUCUUCACUGAGAAGUCAAGGCUGAAGUUUCUAGCAUAGUCCCGGGUCUUUGUCACUGCAGUGACCCUGGUGUCAUCACUGAUGACUACAUUUUCUUUCAGUGAUAUCUUUCAGUUUUGGUGUAGGUCUAGUCUUACAAAAUACAAGUGCAUUAUUCCAGCCUGUACCAUACCAUAGAAAAUCAGGAAAAAAG